Salvia hispanica is the source of this 1863-nucleotide messenger RNA. It is a transcript of the gene ATG6, whose product is annotated as AUTOPHAGY 6. Gene Ontology annotation, cellular component: phagophore assembly site; phosphatidylinositol 3-kinase complex, class III, type II; phosphatidylinositol 3-kinase complex, class III, type I. NCBI's taxonomy places the organism in Eukaryota, Viridiplantae, Streptophyta, Magnoliopsida, Lamiales, Lamiaceae. The record is from RefSeq and is a predicted model, not a curated record. Gene Ontology annotation, molecular function: protein-macromolecule adaptor activity; phosphatidylinositol 3-kinase binding. Gene Ontology annotation, biological process: autophagosome assembly; late endosome to vacuole transport; cellular response to nitrogen starvation.
UAAUCUGUUGCUUUGCGAACUAAACAAAUAUAUUCAUCAUCCAAAUUUUGAUUGAAGAAUUUCAAACUGAUCGAGGGAUACACAAAAUUCAAUUUGAUAUGAAGAAAAACGGAAGCGCGAGCAACGUUUCUGAUAAGGGUCGGAUCCUGGCGGUCGACCCCAAUCUCCCGCGGUUUCUCUGCCAGAACUGCCGCCAGAGUCUCUGCAUCGUCGGCGUCGAUUCCUAUGCCGACAGAUUCCCCGGCUCAGGUAUGCAAGGUUCUUCAAUCCUUGGUACAGGUAGUGUUUCUGGUUCAACACGGAUGGACCACUCAUUUGUUGUGUUGCCAAAGCAAAGGAAUCAGACCCCAGGUGUUCCUCCUCGCCCCCGAGGUGGAGCAAUGAACCCAGAUGCUAGCCAGUCUGGGAAGGCAAUAGAUGAGUCAUUUGUUGUGUUACCUCCGCCAGCUGCUUCAGUGUAUAAAUCGGAACCUGGAGGUGAUGGAGGUGGGACCAACUUGUCAUCACCUGAGGGUGGACCCACUAGCUCCCCUACACAACCACACAAUUCAGGCUUCCAUUCCACAAUAACAGUCCUGAAUCGUGCAUUUGAUAUUGCCACUACGCAAACGCAGGUUGAGCAGCCUAUGUGCCUGGAGUGCAUGCGUGUUUUGUCUGAUAAACUUGAUAAGGAGGUUGAAGAUGUGAAUAGGGACAUAAAAUCUUAUGAAAUGUGUCUUCAAAGAUUGGAAGGAGAAGCCAAAACUGUGCUCAGCGAACCAGAGUUUCUUAAGGAGAAACUGAAGAUAGAAGAAGAAGAACGAAAGCUCGAAGCAGCAAUUGCAGAAACAGAGAAACAAUGCGCUGAAGUAACUGCUGAACUAAAUGAGCUGGAGUUAAAGUCUAGCCGGUUCAAAGAGUUAGAAGAACGAUACUGGCAGGAGUUCAAUAACUUCCAGUUUCAGUUGAUCUCUCAUCAGGAAGAGCGGGAUGCAAUUCUGGCGAAGAUUGAGGUCUCACAAGCUCACCUAGAGCAGUUGAAGCGCACCAAUGUGCUAAAUGACGCCUUCCCGAUCUGGUAUGAUGGAGAAUUUGGAACUAUUAACAACUUUCGCCUGGGAAGACUUCCUAAAGUUCAGGUCGAGUGGGAUGAGAUAAAUGCUGCUUGGGGGCAAGCUUGCCUUCUCCUUCAUACGAUGGCACAAUACUUCAGACCAAAGUUUCUAUAUCGCAUUAAAAUAGUUCCAAUGGGAAGUUAUCCUCGCAUAAUGGACAGCAGCAAUAAUACUUAUGAGCUCUUUGGCCCUGUUAAUGUAUUCUGGAGCACUCGUUAUGACAAAGCUAUGACGUUAUUCUUAACGUGUCUAAAGGAGUUUGCGGAAUUUGCAAACACAAAGGAUAAGGAAAACAACAUACCUCCAGAGAAAUGUUUCAAGCUUCCUUACAAAAUUGAGAAUGACAAAGUGGAAAAUUACUCCAUAACACAGAGCUUCAAUAAGCAGGAGUAUUGGACCAAGGCUCUUAAAUACACCCUUUGUGAUCUCAAAUGGGCUCUCUACUGGUUUGUUGGGAAUACAAACUUCCAGCCACUCACUGCCUCCGUAGCAACCCAUACAGACGUCUCAAGCGCUGGGUCGAUCUACAAUAAAAGACCAGCCGAUACCAGGUUACAGUCAAAGUAAAUCUUCUGCUCAUAUAGAAAGGUUAGAGACCAGAAUGAUUGUACAGUGCACAAUGUGAUUAAACAGCUGUUAUAUAAAUAGGCGUAGCAACUCCAACUUGUACCACAAAUGCAGUUUCUGAGUUGCUAGCACAGUGUAAUCUUACUUCUUCUCUGUUGACAUGAUAAGAUUGCUCUAAUUUUAAUAGUUUUCGUUGUUUGAA